Bacidia gigantensis is the source of this 849-nucleotide messenger RNA. RefSeq lists its product as uncharacterized. Lineage: Eukaryota; Fungi; Ascomycota; Lecanoromycetes; Lecanorales; Ramalinaceae. The transcript has 2 exons. The record is from RefSeq and is a predicted model, not a curated record. Bases 1 to 849 code for a protein of 282 amino acids.
AUGUCAAACUCCCUUGGUAGGCUCGGUGUCCUGCCAUGCGAGAUUAGAAACGAAAUAUAUCAGCAGAACGGCUUCCCAUUCAAGGUCUUCGAGCCUACAUUCCAGGUCUACGACUGGCGCGUUCCUUCCGUGAACCUUCAAGACUCGACUGGGGCAAUUCUUUUGGUCUCUAAAAUUGUGUAUCAUGAAGCAAGCGGCGUACUCUACAACAUAUCGAUACGCAAGUCAUUGUUCAAGUUUCGUCUCCAUUGGGACGAGACUUGGCUUGCAAAAUUCAGGACAGACCAGGAUGAUCAUCAACGCUAUCCUGAGGUAAAGACACAAGCUGUGACUCGAUACGAGUGGCCAAACAUCGACAUCCCGACGAUGCUAAGAAUGAAGAAAGUGGCCAUUCAGGUGGACAUAUCAUCCUUGCCCGUCCAAUCAGACUUACAAAGAUCACUGCGAUUCAAAUACGCGGAUGCUGCCCGCGCAUGGUGUAUGGAUAGAUUUCUCGAUAGAUCUAAUCUUGGCGAUUGCAUGAUUAUCACAUUUAAUCACGACGGGAUUGACUUCAGGCAGUGGAUCUACCGUCGUGCCAGGUUCUUCCUCUACAACUUCUGUCUAUUCAAAGUUGUGGUAAUGGUAAUACAACGGCCACAUCUCCAAGAGCCUCCAGGGUCGAUCGUCACCGAGGCAUACGAUGCAGCUCUGAAAGACCUCCAAAGGGACGUGGAGGGUUUACUAGGACCGGGCAACAUCGACGAAAUACCACCCAAUGACCAAUUUGCCGCAACGCAAAUCACAUUUCAUCCAAUCAAGUAUUACUCGUCUGAACGAAGCAAUCUGAACACCAAUACCAAUGCCUAG